Messenger RNA from Columba livia (rock pigeon), 4338 nucleotides. It is a transcript of the gene LHCGR, whose product is annotated as luteinizing hormone/choriogonadotropin receptor. The coding region runs from base 101 to 2287 and encodes 728 amino acids. Gene Ontology annotation, molecular function: G protein-coupled peptide receptor activity; luteinizing hormone receptor activity. The transcript is spliced from 11 exons. Gene Ontology annotation, cellular component: plasma membrane. The record is from RefSeq and is a predicted model, not a curated record. Gene Ontology annotation, biological process: ovulation cycle process; male gonad development; luteinizing hormone signaling pathway. NCBI's taxonomy places the organism in Eukaryota, Metazoa, Chordata, Aves, Columbiformes, Columbidae.
GCCCGCCCCGGGGCGGGAGGAGCUGGGGGCGCCGGCCGUGCUCCGCGGGCUGCGGGCGGGCAGAGGCGAGGGGCGAGCGGCGAGCUGCUCCGCGCCGGCCAUGGUCCCCGCGCUGCUGGCCCUCCUGCUGCUGCCGCCGCUGUCGCUGCUGCCCGGGGCGGGCGGACACUGCCCGCACCGCUGCGCCUGCAGCCAGGGCGCCCUGCGCUGCCCGCCGCCCCCGCACGGGGCGCUCCCCGCGCCCGCCCGCGCAUUAUUUACUCACCUGCCUGUAAAAGUAAUCCCAUCACAUGCAUUUGAAGGACUUAGAGAUGCCUUCAUCAUUGAAAUCUCUCAGAGCGACUCCCUAGAGAGAAUAGAAGCAAGUGCAUUUGACAGCCUUCCCACUUUGUCUGAAAUAUUAAUCCUGAACACAAAAAACCUGUUGCACAUCGAGGACGGAGCUUUCAGAAACCUUCCAAGGCUAAAAUACUUGAGCAUAUGUAACACUGGAUUAAGACUAUUUCCAGACCUGACACAGAUCUUCUCAUUAGAAGCUCAUUUUAUUUUGGAGCUCUGUGAUAACUUGCGUAUGACAACUAUACCACAAAAUGCUUUCCAGGGGAUGAACAAUGAAUCGCUGACACUGAAAUUAUAUAAAAAUGGAUUUGAAGACAUCCACAGCCAUGCCUUCAAUGGGACAAAGCUGAAUCAAUUAAUCCUGAAGGACAAUAAGAACCUCAGGUGGAUACAUGACGACGCCCUGAGAGGGGCCAUAGGGCCAGAUGUCCUGGAUGUUUCUUACACAGCGCUGGAGUCCCUGCCUAGUUACGGGCUCGAGGCCGUUCAAGUCUUAAAUGCAACGUCAUCUUACUCGUUAAAGAGACUGCCACCACUGGAUAAAUUCAGCAAUCUUCUGGAAGCUGUUCUAACGUAUCCCAGCCACUGCUGUGCUUUUCGAAAUCUAAGGACAGAAAAACAAAGUUCCUUGCUUUCUAUUUUUGACAACUUCUCCAAAGUGUGCGAAAGCACCAUGAGGAAACCAACAAACGAAAUAUUUUACAGAGAUUACUCUUACAACACAUCGCUGUGGUCAGCAGAAAAGAGUAUUUACCCAUUCGCAACAGAUGAAGAAACCUCUCCUUAUAGCUACUCAGCGAUUUUCGAUGACAGUGAAAUGACCGACUUUGACUUUGAGUAUGACUUUUGUCAGCCUAAAAUACUCACGUGCACUCCAGAACCAGAUGCAUUUAAUCCCUGCGAAGACAUCCUGGGAUACAGCUUUCUCAGAGUCCUGAUCUGGUUUAUCAACAUCCUUGCCAUUGCUGGCAAUUUCACCGUACUCCUUGUUCUCAUAACGAGCCAUUACAAGCUCACCGUUCCUCGCUUCCUUAUGUGCAACCUCUCCUUUGCCGAUUUUUGCAUGGGACUUUACCUGCUGCUCAUUGCUUCUGUCGACGCCCAGACGAGCGGCCAGUACUACAACCACGCCAUAGACUGGCAGACGGGCAGUGGCUGCAGCACUGCCGGCUUUUUCACCGUCUUUGCCAGCGAGCUCUCGGUGUACACGCUGACGGUGAUCACUAUCGAGAGGUGGCACACCAUCACCUACGCCAUGCAGCUGGAUCGGAAGCUGCGGCUGCGGCACGCCGUGCCAAUCAUGCUCGGCGGCUGGGUCUUCUCCAUUUUCAUAGCAGCGCUGCCUCUCCUCGGGGUCAGCAGUUACAUGAAGGUCAGCAUUUGUUUACCCAUGGAUAUCGAAACGAGUAUUUCCCAAGCCUACAUAUUGCUGAUCUUAGUGCUCAACGUUGUCGCCUUCAUUGUCAUUUGUGCUUGCUACAUUAAGAUUUACAUAGCUGUUCAGAACCCAGAGCUUGUAGCUGCCAAUAAAGAUACCAAGGUCGCCAAGAGAAUGGCAAUACUGAUCUUCACGGAUUUUACCUGCAUGGCCCCCAUCUCCUUUUUUGCCAUAUCCGCUGCCUUUAAAGUACCUCUCAUCACAGUGACAAACUCCAAGAUUUUGCUGGUUUUAUUUUACCCUGUCAACUCCUGCGCAAAUCCAUUUCUCUACGCGAUUUUCACCAAAGCAUUCCGAAGGGAUUUCUUUCUGCUGAUGAGCAAGCUUGGUUGCUGUAAGAGCCGAGCGGAGCUUUACAGGAUGAACUAUUUCUCUGCUUAUACCUCCAACUGCAAGAACGGCAGCUCAGCCCCAGGCCCCAGCAAAGCCUCACAAGUGCUGCUGCUCUUGUCGGCGUUAGAGAAGCCGUAUCCUGCAGUACGGGACAAGACACCUUGCAAUGAAAAUUAAACCAGAACACCAAUAGAUGCAGCGCUUUGCAAGGCCAGCUGUAAUUAUUCUAGUGACUAGGAAUUAUUUUACAAUAUCUUGAACAUUUCACAAUAAAUAAAAAUGCCAAUCAAUCCUUCUUAUGCAAUGUAACUGUUCCAAGGUCUGAAGUGUUAUUUCCCCUUUCUUCUUUUGUGAUGAGAGGCAAAACUCCUCUUUGGGGGGAAACCAGUGGAGCCCAGGAGUAGUCAAGGUGCUCUUGAAGUUAACAGAUACUGCAGUGAUUGCAAUCUGGCUCCUUUCUCUCCAAAUCUGCUUCCCUGGGGGUAUUUAAAGCCUGUCUGCUACCUUUCAUGCUCUCUUUUUCCACUCUUGUCAGCUGCACUGGCACCGCUGGGUUAAGGAAAGUGGCACUAAACUAGAUGCCUCCCUUCAUUUCAUCCACAGAAACUUCCAAUUACACAGCAACCUACACUUUGUUAAAGAACAGUGUUGAAGCAUUAGGUUGUAAAGAUGUCACCAAGGAGAAAAGUUGACCUGCUAAGCAUUUGUUACUAGCAAUUUCAAAAUUUAUAUCAGAUCUCAGUCUGAGCUGGUAGGUAAUUUACUUUAAAAAAAUUAACCCAUACACAACCGCAUACGAUCUGGAAAUCACAAGAGAUGCAACAGCUAUAAAACCCCACCUGCUGCGCACAUGACUGCAUUUGUGUACCACAGCGUGCAUGCACAAAUCACAGAAGCUGUAAAGGCUCCCUCUGAGCAGCAGGAAAGCUGCUGUCUGCACAGGUAAAUAAGCACUGCCUUGUUUUCUCUUCAGGGACAGUCCCAUGAAUUAUUUUCAGCUGCCUGCUCUCCGGCAUCGCGACUGCCAGUGGCAUUCAGGAUGCACUGAGGACUCCUCAGCACUCACAGUCUGACUCCAUUCCCAGCUGAUGAAGCACAGUAGUUACUUUUUAGUGACUCUGUUUUCCCAUAAAAAUCUAUCUUUUCUUUCACUAUGCCUUGCCUGAUGCUAAGGAGAUCCAGAUUUGUGGCCACAUUCCUAAUUUAAGUAAGAAUGGAGCAUUCCUCCAUUAUUGCAGCAUACUUGCUCUGUCCAUGGCAAAUAAGCUGUCACACUUACGUGGUUCACUUGCCGUGAACCAACAUGACGCUGUGCUGAAGCUGGAGGUUCAGAUGUGUGAGCUCUUACCUGCAUCAUAUGGGUCAAACAAUCCCUCCUGAGAGCCAAGCUGCAGGUUGCACCGAAUGCCCUGUGGGGGUCUGCCCCAGGCACAUCUUGAGGAUGCCACGCUGUGUACUGCCUGGUCUUCUGAAAAUGAGAGGCUUAGUUAUUGGAAAUUUCACAGUCCUGUGGGCAAAAGGAGAUGUAAAAGCUGCAGACUGCAGAUCAAGCCUCUUAGGUGGCUUAUUCUUGGCAGGUUGGUUACAUUGCCUCUGAUGGGAGGAACACACGAGCGCUUACAUUUCAAACCAAUAUGGUAGCAUGAAACCUACACUUGGCAGUUCAUGGUCCACAGAGGAUGAAAAAGUAAAAGCAAAUACAUUUUCUUUGAGCUUGUAGCCAAAGUUUUAGCAUCUUCAAUCCCAUUCUGUAGAUGAUAAGCUAUCUGAAACCAGAUCCUCAUCUGGUAUAAUACAAACCUGCCCUGCACUCAGCAGAGCUGUGCAGCUGUGUAAGAUCGUGCUUACUCCAGAAGAGUCACAGCCUAACAGUUCUUGCCAGCCACCGAAAGUGCAGGCUCUGAUACAUAAGAAAAUGGUAUUACUGCAAUCUCUUUAAACUUCUUACAUAUUCCUUCUCAACUGAGUCCUUUUCUUGCAAGUCUGUGACAGCAACAGAGUAAAAAUCUGCAUUCCAAAGCACACCUCUUAUUGCCAAAACACUGCAUUGCAAAUUAAAUUUGCUUCGCGUUAACAAGUGAUUCUUUGUACUAGUGAGUGGUUUAUCAUAAUUGUGUUAAUUAGAAAUAACAUCUCUGACCCUCUCUUACCUUCAGCUUAAUGCCGUGAUUUCAAUCAGUAUAAAACCUCUGUACGCAAGCAUAGCUGUACUCACAAGCAGUUUGCAC